Messenger RNA from Pelmatolapia mariae (spotted tilapia), 1588 nucleotides. Its product is annotated as F-box only protein 44-like. NCBI's taxonomy places the organism in Eukaryota, Metazoa, Chordata, Actinopteri, Cichliformes, Cichlidae. Gene Ontology annotation, cellular component: cytoplasm; SCF ubiquitin ligase complex. Bases 228 to 1052 code for a protein of 274 amino acids. Gene Ontology annotation, biological process: SCF-dependent proteasomal ubiquitin-dependent protein catabolic process; glycoprotein catabolic process. The record is from RefSeq and is a predicted model, not a curated record. The transcript has 6 exons. Gene Ontology annotation, molecular function: protein binding; ubiquitin protein ligase activity.
UGCGCGUACUCCGAAGCGUGCGGUCGCUGGAUUGGGACACAGCCUACGUCCCUCGUUUUAUAUCUAGUGAGCCUUAUGGCUUUUGGCCCCCUUUACUGGAAACCACGUCAGUUGACUUCCUGAAAUCUAGGCGUCUGUUUCACUUCGGUAUUCCUUUACUUUAAGCUCUUUCGGCAGAGGACCGAGCAUUUUAAUGGUUUAUUUUUUUUGGACUGGUUGUCGAAGACAUGAAGAGGAGCACUAUGGAUGAAAGCAGCAUCUCCGACCCGGACCAAAGUCCGCCCAAGAAGUCUUCAGCAGCUGCAACAGCGUCAGCCUCAUCUCUCAAUGCAGAUGUCCUGGAGGAGAUCUUCCUAAAUGUUUCUGCCUGUCAGGUGGUUUGUGUUUGUCAAUUAAUAUGCCAUCAGUGGAAGGAAGUGAUUGACAGCGAAUCUUUGUGGAGAAAAAGGUGCAGAAGAGAAGGGUAUCCCAUCUGUAGUUUUUCAAAAAAACAGGACUGGAAGUUGUUUUAUUUCUUGUCCAAACAGAAAAGAAAUCUCCUCAAGAAUCCAAAUGGAGAAGAAGGGCUGAAUGGCUGGAAGAUUUUGAGAAAUGGUGGUGAUCAGUGGGUUGCUGGGGGAAUUAGGAGACCACAUCCAGAUGAAGCAGUCAAAACAAACUUUGCAACCUCUUUUGAAAUGUGCACAAAGUCACAGCUGAUUGAGUUGGAGAAGGAGGGUUACAGUCCAUCUCUUAUGGAUUACGCCCAACCAGACAUCAAGAUAUCUGAUUGGUUUCUUGCACGUUCGGACUGUGGCAGCAGAUAUGAUAUCUGGGUAGAGCUGCUAAAUGAAAAGAAGGAGCUUGUUCAGAUCUUUUCACCUGAGACUGUUUACUGUAGAGAAGGAUGUGAAGAAUGGAACCAGAUUACCCAUGUAUUCCAUAAAUAUGGCCCUGGAGUGAGAUACAUUCGAUUUACCCAUGGAGGGAAGGAUUUCAAGUGGUGGAAAGGACAUUUUGGAAUUCAUAUUACUGGCAGCAGUGUUGAAGUACUUCCAACACUGGAGGCAUAGACUGUUGGGAUGUCCCACGUCAGGUGGGAAAUUUUGAUUGGCUUUACGUUGCAGAAAUUCACAAGAAUCUCCAACAUAUACAAUGUAUAUCAAUUGCUAGUUUUGAGUAUUACUGAAUACAACUCUAUCCAUCUUUUUUGAAAUAUUUUCAAAAUAAAAAGGAUGAUUAAACAGACUAGGCAUUAUUGUGUCACUGAGAAGUCACAGAUCCAACACAACCUUGUGAUAUGUAGUUUUCAAAAAGCUAAGAUGCUGAUUGAGUGGGAUGGGACACUUGGCACCCUAGCUGAUAUACAAAUUUAACUGAUCCUCUAAACCCAUAGACGUACAGAUGAAAAUGAAAAUUUCAUCUUUGCAUGAUUUUAUGCAAUACAGACAUGUGAAAUGUUGUAUAAUAACCCAGAAUAUUGAAUCUGUUCAUCUGGACGUUGCGAUUUUCAGUGGGAGAGAAAUCACUCAUUCAAGUGACUUCUCUCCCAGUGAAGUGAAAUCCUGGAAUUUCCUUACCUGGAUAUUUGAGCAUGCAUCAAGACUUG